AUGUUUCUGCCGAUAUAUAUCUUCAUAGCGAUUUCAAGUGCAGCUGUCGAUGACCAGUGGGCAUUUGUUCGUCGCCGACUUGAAUUGUCUAGCAGAACCGUCAAUAUCGAAGGAAACGACGCAUGGCUGCCAAACAGUGGGAAAAUCGGAUGUGGUUAUAACUUAGCUCGCGGAUCUCCUGUCUGUUAUACAAGUGAUUGUCAAAUGAAUGGGUUCGGUCGACCUGUUUUUGCACUAGAAUAUACGAAACGUUCUGUCGGUUCAUGUGAUGAAAGACUGAUUCCAGACAAUGUCAAUCUUGAUUGUUUUCCCUCCACUGAUAGUACGUCCAAUACAGAAGUCAUCAGUACAUUACAUCAACUUCAAGUGAGUACAACAAAAGGCAUUGAUACGCAAACAAGUGUAUCUGGGGGUUUUGCUGGUUAUUCAGCAUCUUUUUCCUAUGCUCAUUCAGAGCAAACCCGAUCGAUGAUUGAUACUAUUGUCAAGGAGAAAUCCACUGUAUUAUUUACUACACUGAAAACGUCGUGGGUACGUCUUUCGUUGUUCGAACCCAAAAUGAAUUUGUCUGAUGAUUUUCAUUUCGUCAUUGAACAUGUGCCUUGUUGUGAGUUGAACAAAUCAUCAGAGGAAUAUAUUCGGAGGUAUAUUAUCGAUUACUUCGGAUAUGCAUAUGUGCACGACAUGCUACUCGGUGGUGUUGCUCAACAACGAAUUGUAAUUACUCAAAGUGAUCGCAGUAACCUUGAGAAAAAUGGUUGGACUGUUUCGAAUGAGGCAAGCAUGAGUGCUGCGGCACGACAAAUAUUUUCAACUUCAGUCAAAGUAAAAACUACCGAGACUUACGAUAAAGAAAAACUGGACACAUUCAGUCGAUAUACACGACAAGAUCGUGUAACGACCCUAGGUGGAGACAUUAUCUUACAAUCAUUUGAAGAAUGGUCUAAGACAGUAAAAACAAAUCCAGUCAUUAUUAAAUUUGGAGUUUCGCUUAUAUUCGAUUUAUUGACAAACAAACAUUUUCCAAACGAUUCAGACAUUGUCAGAAAAUCUCAACUAAUCCAAAAAGUCAUUGAAAAGUAUUUGAUCAACCCAUUAUACUGUUACAAUCAAUGUACACACCCCAGUCAUGGUACAUGCAUAGAUAGUGGUUAUUUUCAAUUUGGUGUAUGUGAAUGUCACAACGGAUGGACAGGACUCGAUUGCAGUACAGAAGUUGAUGGUCAAAUUCAAGCACAAACUGAUACUCAUGGUGUAUGCACUGUUUGGGGCGGCUUUCAUCUCGUUGGUUUUCCUGUUAGUUCGCAACAAAUGAAUCUAAGAUCAGGUUAUUGGUGCCGAGCAACUGGAAGAACACUGCUUGUUAAGAAUCCCUUCAUCGAAUUUUAUAUCAAUGUAACAGCUAGUUCAUAUCAAAUUGAAUAUUAUGAGAUCAUUUUCUUCUACAACGGACUCAAAUUAUGUACAAUCACACCGCAAAAUGAAAAUUGUUCAAGUGAAUUUGUGGAAGUGAAACGUCUCCAAGAUUCACCAACUAGUAGACAAAUAUUUUACUAUAUUAGUGAUCAAAUGGAAAUCACUAUAUAUUCACAAUUGGUGGCCAAUCGACUCGUUUAUAAUAUUGAAACAAUACAAAGCUAUUAUCUUAUCCGCGCUUCUUCAGGCCUAUGUGUCACCCGACUGCGUCAAUGUCGAAUUGAGAGUUCACCGCGACGAAAACGUUUCAUAGACGAAACAACAGCCUAUGAAGUUUGUAAUUUAUUUAUCAAUGAAGCAAGUAAAACCGUCAAAAAACUUCUUGGUAACAGUGCUAUGUCAUCGAUCCCCCAUGCUCGUGAGGCAUGUGUUACUGAUAUUCUUUCUAGUAGUAAUGCAGCAUGGGGCGAAAGUGCUGUCUGGCUGAUAGUUGCUAACAGCAUUCGUCAGGCGUCUUUAUCGCGUAGUGAACGGACAGCAAUGGUGGCACAAAUCUAUUCUAGUGUGCAAGAAGCGGUAAAACGCGCAAAGCCACAAGCAGCAUUGAUUGUAUGA
Molecule: messenger RNA, 2031 nt
Organism: Adineta ricciae
Lineage: Eukaryota; Metazoa; Rotifera; Eurotatoria; Adinetida; Adinetidae
Source: the annotation of a GenBank genome assembly